Hemibagrus wyckioides is the source of this 866-nucleotide messenger RNA. RefSeq names its product vitamin K epoxide reductase complex, subunit 1 (gene vkorc1). The record is from RefSeq and is a predicted model, not a curated record. Gene Ontology annotation, molecular function: vitamin-K-epoxide reductase (warfarin-sensitive) activity. The transcript has 3 exons. Gene Ontology annotation, biological process: vitamin K metabolic process; peptidyl-glutamic acid carboxylation. Lineage: Eukaryota; Metazoa; Chordata; Actinopteri; Siluriformes; Bagridae. Bases 105 to 623 code for a protein of 172 amino acids.
UGAGAAGUCUCCUUUCCCUCAGCUGAUUUAUCACCGAGAGGAGUCCCAGAAGUAAAUAAGAGCUCAGAAUAAGUGCUCGUUUUUAGAUAAGUCUGCAUUUUAGCAUGUCUGCUAGUAAAUCCCAAGACAUUGUUCCAAAGUGGGAAAGAUGGGUUCGAGUCGUGCUUUGUGUUUUUGGUUUAAUCUUGUCGGUUUAUGCUCUUCACGUGGAGCUGUCUCGUGAAAGCGACCCGAAUUACAGAGCUAUGUGUGACCUGGCUGAGUCGGUGAGCUGCUCCAAGGUUUUCACCUCCAGGUGGGGACGUGGAUUUGGACUCGUCCAGCUGUUUGCUGAAAAGGACAGCAUUCUGAACCAACCAAACAGUGUACUGGGCAUCAUCUUUUACACUCUGCAGCUAGGGCUGGGCCAAAUGGUGUCCAGUACAGCAGCACAUUUCUUGGUCAUGGCAUCCUGGGUGUCAGUAGCUGGUUCCAUCUAUCUCGCUUGUAUUUUAGUAUUAGUUCUGGGAGAUUUCUGCAUGGUGUGUGUGUCGACGUACAUCAUCAACUUUGCUCUCCUCUACACCAACCAGAAGAGAAAGGCAGGCCUCAGGGGGAAGCAAAAAAGAGACAAGACAAAAUGAGAUUUUGUGUGUGUCUGUCUGUCUAUCCUACUUUGUAAGUGAUGCAAGGAACAGCAGUGAUAUUGGAUUCCAAUUGUCUUACGAUGAAGCCGAACACAGUGGCAAUGGCAUUCCCUCAUAACUCGUCCUGCCUGCUGAAACCUCUCUUGCUUGUAGAGCAGACUUUUUUGUUACACAAAAGCAUGCAAUCUGUUCACUUAAAAACUCUUUGCCUCUUUGAAUAAAAGCUUAUUUAAAAAAUAA